Molecule: messenger RNA, 2955 nt
Organism: Tetranychus urticae (two-spotted spider mite)
Lineage: Eukaryota; Metazoa; Arthropoda; Arachnida; Trombidiformes; Tetranychidae
Product: recombining binding protein suppressor of hairless
Biological process (GO): regulation of transcription by RNA polymerase II
Cellular component (GO): nucleus
Molecular function (GO): DNA-binding transcription activator activity, RNA polymerase II-specific; RNA polymerase II cis-regulatory region sequence-specific DNA binding
Source: RefSeq, a predicted model, not a curated record
UUGAUAUAAAAACACCAACAAUACUUGUGUUCAUAUCAAUAUCUUUAUUUCACAGGUUAAUCAAUGUAAUUGUCGCCUUUACUGAUGAUCAUCUUUAAUAUGUUGAACUGAAACAAGAGUUCAAUUGAAUUGAAAAAAAAACGGUGACAUUAUCAAUCGUUAAUCAUUGACAAUUAUCGGUUGAAUCAAGAAAAUUAUCAGAGAAAUAAGUUGAUUCUAAUGAUACCUAAUCAAGUUCAUGGUUCACCAAGUCCGUUUUCAAAGUCUGGUCUACCAAGUGAUGAUGGUGAUGAUGAUAGGUUAAGAGGUGGUGAAGGCAAAGGAAUCACUUUAACUGGACCGAGUGGACUUGAGGGUGCAACAAGCGCAACUGUAAAAGCUCCUCUAAUCAACGCAAUAUCACAGGCAAUAGGCACAAGCACAGACACAUCGACAACAACACUGACGAAGAUGAAGACGAUAUCACCUUCAUCUUUAUCAACUUCAUCGUUGUCCUCACUAUCAUCAACCUCAUCUUCAACUUAUGGUCUGACCAGGGAAUCAAUGAGAAACUAUAUUCGUGAAAGGAAAGAGAUGAAAGUUGUUAUCUUACAUGCCAAAGUUGCCCAAAAGUCUUAUGGUAAUGAGAAGCGAUUCUUUUGUCCACCUCCUUGUAUUUACCUUUACGGUGAUGGCUGGUCACAUCGACAACAGCAAAUGAUUAGAGCUGGUCAAUCGGAAUCAUCAACACAAAUCUGUGCCUUCAUUGGAAUCGGCAAUUCGGAUCAAGAAAUGCAACAAUUAGAUUUCAAUGGAAAGAACUUUUGUGCUGCUAAAACAUUGUACAUAAGCGAUUCAGAUAAACGGAAGCAUUUCAUGUUAUCAGUGAAAAUGUUUUAUGCCAAUGCUGAUGAUAUUGGCGUUUUUUAUUCACAACGGAUUAAAGUCAUAUCAAAACCAUCAAAGAAGAAGCAAUCGUUAAAGAAUGCAGAUUUGUGCAUAAGCUCAGGAAGUAAAGUAGCUUUGUUUAAUCGACUUCGAUCUCAAACAGUCUCAACUCGUUACCUUCACGUUGAAAAUAACAAUUUUCAUGCAAGUUCAUCUCAAUGGGGAGCUUUUACUAUACAUUUGUUGGAUGACAACGAAUCGGAAUCUGAGGAAUUCAAGGUUAAAGAUGGUUACAUACAUUAUGGAUCAACAGUUAAGCUGGUUUGCUCUGUUACAGGAAUGGCUUUACCAAGAUUGAUAAUACGAAAAGUGGAUAAACAGAAUGCCCUUUUGGACGCAGAUGAUCCAGUUUCGCAGUUGCAUAAAUGUGCCUUUUACAUGAAAGAUACCGAAAGAAUGUAUCUUUGUCUAUCUCAAGAACGAAUCAUUCAAUUUCAAGCCACACCAUGUCCAAAAGAGCCCAAUAAAGAAGUAAUUACUGAUGGAGCUUCAUGGACAAUAAUAAGUACUGAUAAGGCUGAAUAUACCUUUACUCAAGGAAUAAAGAUGAAUGGAGGAACCUCGGUUACACCUGUUCCUAUUGUAUCUAAUCUCAGUCUCAAUGGCUCAGGUGAUGUUGCUACAUUAGAGUUGACUGGUGAAAAUUUUAACGAAAAUUUGAAAGUUUGGUUUGCUGAUGUUGAAACUGAGACAUUCUUCAGAUGCCAGGAAAGUAUAAUUUGCGUAGUUCCUCAAAUAUCUGAGUUUCGGGAAGAGUAUGAAUGGAUACGCCAACCAACACAAGUACCAAUAUCAUUAGUACGAGAUGAUGGAGUAAUCUAUGCAACUGGUUUAACGUUUACUUAUACACCAGAACCGGGUCCAAGACAAAAUUGUCCUACCGAUAUCGAUGAUGGACUAAGGCCCUUAACUCAAUCUGAAUAUCACAAUCUUCACCACCAACAUCAUAUCCAAUCUCAACAACAGCAACAGAAUCAACAUCAUCAAAAUUCACCACAUUCUCCGCAUACUCAGCAUAACUAUCAACCAACCUUGGAACAAGCUUCUCAUGGGCAACAACAACAUGCAACUCAUCAACCACCACCACCACCACAGCAUCAUCAUCAACAUCAUCUUCACCAUUCUCAUCAACCAAUUAACUCGCAUCCUGGGUCACCUCCAUUGCUUGUUCAUCAGAGUCAAACAUGUGUUGAGAACUCAUUCAACGGACAUCUUUAUUUAUUGGAUCACCAGGAACAACAUUCAGCCGCCCAACUCCAAUCAUCUGGUCAAUCAAAUAGCAGCAAUCAUCAACAAUCACUAAAUCAUUCACCACCAUCAUUGGAUCACCAAAGAACCCAAGUUCAAUCGAAUCAACCAAAUAAUUCAAUCAUCAAUUCAUCAACACCAAACCAUCAUCACUCUUUUCAACAUCACCAAUCACCAUUACCUUCACCUCCACCUUUAUUAACCCACCAUCAUCACCAUCACCAGCAACAACACCAUUCCGCUAGUCAUUUAAAUAUUGUUCAUCCUUCGUCAAUGAUGUCAAGAUUUACUGGAUCUUGUGAUAACAAUUUAAGAUCUACUAGUUUGGUUCAUUCGCAUAAUCAAAGAUCGUCUCAUCGCACCCAUCCAUACUUUGUACCUGGCCAUGGAACUCACUCUAAUCAUCAUUCUCACCCUCAUCUGCAAGCUCUCUAAGCAAAUCUGCUUAAUAUAACAUUAAUUAAAUUCAAUUUUGCACUUGAGUCAAUUCUUAGAUGUCUUUCAUCUUUGUUUUAUAAAUUAUCCUAUUACAAUUGCUUGUUUACACUUCAAGUCAACCCAACAUCAUUUACACUCAAAUUCAUUUUUUUGUAUCUAAUCACAAAUAUCAACACAGAAAAAUUGUCAUCAGAGCAAUAAUUAUUAUAGCCUAAUACUAAUUUUCAAACGCAGUUGAAAUUGUCUCUAUUUACAACCAUCAUCUAUCAAUGUUGGUUUUUACUUAUUUCUUUGGAAGAGAGUUAAUGCCUCAAUAAAUCAAAGUGAUGUUAAUCAUUCAAA